This is a messenger RNA of Manihot esculenta (cassava), 1234 nucleotides long. RefSeq lists its product as uncharacterized. Gene Ontology annotation, molecular function: isomerase activity. The transcript is spliced from 6 exons. The coding region runs from base 253 to 1140 and encodes 295 amino acids. Gene Ontology annotation, biological process: biosynthetic process. Lineage: Eukaryota; Viridiplantae; Streptophyta; Magnoliopsida; Malpighiales; Euphorbiaceae. Gene Ontology annotation, cellular component: cytoplasm. The record is from RefSeq and is a predicted model, not a curated record.
ACUUUUAAAUACUAUAUAAAAUAUAUAUUAUAUUAUUUUCUAAAUUCAUUUAAUUAAAUUAAAUUUGGGAGCUCUUAUACUGCUCCCCGUUCCAUUUGAAAAAAAUAAUAAUUAAUCGCUAUUUUAUUAAUACACCAAGUAAAAAAUUCUACAUAUGAAAUAAUGGCUGUUCUUCUGUUCUGUUUUAUGAAUUUAUCCCGGUGACUGGCGUUUCUGCGCCCGGAUUCAUCUCUCUCCCUCGGCGGUUAGAAAAUGGGAAAAACUUUAGUCAAAUACUUUGUGGCGGACGCGUUCGCUGACUCGGCCUUCAAGGGAAACCCCGGAGUUGUGUGCAUACUAGAGGACGAGAGAGAUGAGAAAUGGAUGCAAGCAGUUGCCGCCGAGUUCAACAUCCCCACUACCGGAUUCUUGACUCUGGUCACCGACUCCGAUGAUGUUUCUUCGAAUCCCAGGUUCCGCCUCAGGUGGUUCACUCCUGUGGCUGAGGUCAAGCUUUGUGGUCAUGUAACAUUGGCAGCUUCACAUGCUCUGUUUAGUAAUGGAUUGGUGAAUUCCAGCGUAAUUGAUUUUGAGACGCUUUCAGGGAUUCUAACAGCUAAGAAGAUUCCUGAUAUCUUUACUGCUACUCGAAAUGACGAAACAGAAGAGAGCUUUGCCAUUGAAUUAAAUUUACCAACUGUCCCAAUUGCAGAAUUCAACUCUGCUGAUGUUGCCUUGGUUUCUAGAGCUCUGAAUGGCGCUACCAUAAUUGAUAUCAAGAGGACUACUACUGCAGACGACCUCUUCGUUGUGCUGGGAUCUGGUAAAGAUGUUGCAGAAUUGCAGCCACGGUUCGAUGAGGUUCUGAAAUUUCCUGGGAGGGGGAUUAUUGUUUCUGGAGUUGCCCCGCCAGAGUCUGGUUUCGAUAUUUACAGUCGAUUCUUCUGCCCGAAAUACACAGUCAAUGAGGAUCCUGUUUGUGGGAGUGCACAUUGUGCUUUAGCACCAUAUUGGAGUAAAAAGCUGGGGAAGCAUGACCUUAUGGCAUAUGCAGCAUCACGUAGAAGUGGAAAGUUGAGCGUUCAUUUGGAUGUGCAGAACGAUAGAGUGCUGCUGCGAGGGAAAGCUGUUAAUGUUAUGGAAGGCUCUCUUCUUGUUUAGAUUUGGAGUUACUUCCUUUUACACUGUGCUUGUUUGACUAUUAAAGAAAUGACAAUGAAUUGAAUAUUCUCUUAAUAUAUAUUGUUUUCUUUUA